Molecule: messenger RNA, 249 nt
Organism: Macroventuria anomochaeta
Lineage: Eukaryota; Fungi; Ascomycota; Dothideomycetes; Pleosporales; Didymellaceae
Exons: 3
Coding region: 8-187 (59 amino acids)
Biological process (GO): mitochondrial respiratory chain complex I assembly
Cellular component (GO): mitochondrion
Source: RefSeq, a predicted model, not a curated record
CAACAACAUGCCAGGACGCACAAGACCAAUCGAUAAACUUGCUACCGCGGUGGGAAAAUGCUCACCAGAGAGCGCUGUGUAUGGCAAAUGCAUAUUCGCAGAUUACAAUAAUGUGCACAAGGAUAUGUGUGCGAAGGAGUUUAUGAGAUUGAAGGAGUGCUAUCUGAAGGCGUACAAAACACGGUGAUAGAAGUUGGUGGCAAAGCAGCAUCCAAAGUUCACAAAGCAGUGUACUCACAAAGCAGCACU